Molecule: messenger RNA, 1751 nt
Organism: Sinocyclocheilus grahami
Lineage: Eukaryota; Metazoa; Chordata; Actinopteri; Cypriniformes; Cyprinidae
Gene: znf76
Product: zinc finger protein 76
Exons: 11
Coding region: 89-1528 (479 amino acids)
Biological process (GO): regulation of transcription by RNA polymerase II
Molecular function (GO): RNA polymerase II cis-regulatory region sequence-specific DNA binding; DNA-binding transcription factor activity, RNA polymerase II-specific
Source: RefSeq, a predicted model, not a curated record
GUGUGUGUGAGACACGAGGCCUGCGGCGUGCGCGUGUCUGCGUUCAUCUGCACUGUGAACACACUUACUAAAGUACUGUGGUAGUACCAUGGUACAGUAUUAUCACCAGAAUCAUGUUCCAAGGGAUUUACAUGCUGCUCCCGGCUUCCUCGAACACACCACGAGCUGCAGUGAGAUGAUGGAGGGUUUGGGGCUUCAGGCCGUGGCUCUGAGCGACGGAUCCACCGCUUACAUACAGCAGACCAUCAGCGAUGCGAGUCUAAUGGAGGGAAACACGGUUCAACUGGAGGACGGGACCACGGCGUUCAUUCAGCACGUCAGCGUCCAGCAGAAAGGUGUGUGUGACGCCGCCGAGCAAUUUGAUGUGGCUCAGCUGACGGGGUCAGAGGUCGAGGUCGACGAAAACAUCGAGAACACAAACGGAGCGGAGCAGACCAGCAUACAGCUGAUGUUCGAGGGGAAGGUCUGGAGCUCCGGUAAAGUCCAGCAGGUCGGAGAGAAGAGUUUCCGCUGUGGACACACGGGCUGCGGCCGAUACUACACCACAGCACACCAUCUGAAGGUGCACGAGCGCUCGCACACGGGUGACCGUCCGUACCGAUGCGAGGUGCCCUCCUGCGCUAAAGCUUUCGCCACCGGUUAUGGUCUCAAGAGCCACUUGCGCACACACACGGGCGAGAAACCCUACAAAUGCCCCGAGGACAUGUGCUACAAAGCCUUCAAAACCUCCGGAGACCUGCAGAAACACGUGCGCACGCACACCGGCGAGAAGCCGUUUAAGUGUCCGUUCGAGGGCUGCGGACGCUCCUUCACCACCUCCAACAUUCGUAAGGUUCAUACGCGAACGCACACGGGCGAGCGGCCAUAUUUGUGCCCGGAGCCGUCCUGCGGAAGAGCCUUCGCCAGCGCAACCAACUACAAGAACCACAUGAGGAUACACACCGGUGAGAAGCCGUAUCUGUGCACGGUUCCCGGCUGUGGGAAGAGUUUCACGGAGUACUCCAGUCUUUAUAAGCAUCACGUGGUCCACACGCACUGCAAGCCGUACACCUGCAGCCACUGCGGGAAGACCUACCGACAGACGUCCACGCUGGCCAUGCACAAGCGCACCGCGCACGGAGACUUCGACACCGUGGAGGACGCCGACGCAGAGGUUUUCGAGGCGUCGCCGCAGGACGCCGAGCAGAACGAUUGUGAUGCCAAAGUCACCAUGGAAACCGACGACAUCAUCAGCGCACACCUGCAGGUGCUCGGCACGGCCGUCACCAUGGUGACCCAGGACGGAACCAUCGGUGGGCAGCAGGUCACCAUGGUUACGGAUGGCAAAGAGCUGCAGCCGGUUGCCAUAGUAACGUCAAAUGGCAUCAUGACUGAAGUGAACGCGUCGCCGUACCAGCAGGUGGCGCUGCUAGCAACAGAAAACGGCACACAGAUCGCAGUACAGCUAGAAGAUCAGCAGACGUUAGAGGAGGCGAUCACCAUGGCAACAGCGGCGAUUCAGCACAGCGGACUGACCUCAGAUCAGUGAGCGCUCAAAAAAUCACGUUCAGACGCCUCGGAGCGAGAACGAACACUUUUUUAACGUUUACGUUAGCGUGUAUGAGAAAGCGUUUCUGCAGUCUUAAAGGGUCUUUUUUACCGGCUUCGAGCCAGUAGGUUGUGAAACAAGGUGAAAAUAAAAAUGUAUAUUUGUCAAUAAAUCAGCUUUAUCCAGUAACUCUUUGUGAGAUGUGUUUUUUGACUUCUUAAAC